Molecule: messenger RNA, 1080 nt
Organism: Nomascus leucogenys (northern white-cheeked gibbon)
Lineage: Eukaryota; Metazoa; Chordata; Mammalia; Primates; Hylobatidae
Gene: LBHD1
Product: LBH domain containing 1
Biological process (GO): positive regulation of DNA-templated transcription
Cellular component (GO): nucleus
Source: RefSeq, a predicted model, not a curated record
AGCCCAUAAUAGCUUAGCACAGUCAGUGCUUAAGGGGCCAGGCUCCAAAGAAGAUUAAAGGAACAGUUUGUGGGGUGCACUGGGCAGCAGUACUCUCCUCUGAGUUCAAUCAUCUUGCACUCUAAGAAUCACCACCAUGGCCCUUGUGCCAGGGAGAAGCAAGGAGGAUGGGCUUUGGACUAGAAAUAGCCCAGGCUCCUCCCAGCACCCAGAAAGUCCCAGGCUGCCCAACCCUCUCUGGGACAGAGGAAAAAUUGGCAAGAUUGAAGGUCACCAGCACAUUCAGGUUAGUACUUCCUCACCCUGUGUCUGGCAGCUGGCUUACCCUCCAAUUUGGCCCAACCUCCCUGCUGUCCCUAUUCAGGAUUUCUCUCAAAAGUCCCAUCUGCCAUCUAUUGUGGUGGAAGCCACUGAGGUGAAUGAAGAGAGUGGGGAUCUCCAUUUGCCCCAUGAGGAGCUGCUGCUGCUCACUGAUGGUGAGGAAGAGGACGCUGAGGCCUUCUUCCAAGACCAAAGUGAAGAGCCAGGCUGGACUUGGAGCCCACAGGACCCUAAAAGUCCUUUAAGAACAUUUAACGCUGGACUCAACUGGGGGCAGGACCAGGAUGAUGAAGAUGCUUGCUGGAUUCUUGAGGACACAGAGUGUCUGGAAGCCAGCAACCACUGUCCCUUCUGGGACUCAGCAACAGGCUCCCGUGUUUGUAGAAGCGGCUUUGUGGUAUAUUCCCAUCUCCUGCCUCCUAAUAGCUUUGAGGGUUAAGUAUUGUUCCCUCUCCCUCAAAUAUCUCAUCCAGGUUUAUGAAGCUCCUUAUACCCAUCCUCUCACAAUGUCCUUUUACAGGUGAGAAAAAUGAGGCUUACAGGUUAGGCCACUAGAUUAUACAAGUCAGUCAGCGCAGGGGUUUGGAUUCAGUUCCUGUCUGCUGCUUUUAGGAGCUCCAGUUAGUUGAAACUGGGGAAUGACCCACUUGUACCUUUUCUUUUCAGCAUUCAUCUUGUGCUAAACAUUGCACACAUCAUUAUAUGUAAUCCCCAUAGCUCCAGGUUAUUCCCACUCUGCAGAUGAGUAAACUGGGGAAC